Molecule: messenger RNA, 2010 nt
Organism: Melanotaenia boesemani (Boeseman's rainbowfish)
Lineage: Eukaryota; Metazoa; Chordata; Actinopteri; Atheriniformes; Melanotaeniidae
Gene: ostm1
Product: osteoclastogenesis associated transmembrane protein 1
Exons: 6
Coding region: 80-1015 (311 amino acids)
Cellular component (GO): cytosol
Source: RefSeq, a predicted model, not a curated record
GUCGUUCGGAAAUGAGGAAGUCAUGGGUUGUUUGGGUUGACAGCCAAAGGCAGAGUUUUCUUUCUCUUCGUUUUCAGUCAUGUCGCCAAAUAAAUACAGUUUGUUUUAUUUGCUUUCGGUGAUAAAUGUUUUCGCAUUCGUGGGUAGCGUCGUGGAAAAUCCCACCUCUUCAGAUUCCGCGGAGAAACAGAAGCCAGUCCCGUUUUUGAGUCCGGUUGCUGAUGGGGUCAACUCUCCUGUAUUCAAGCCUGUUGCGGAAUCUUUAUUACCCUUAAAUCUUCUGUCUUCCUUUCCAGAGGACCUUGAGAUAAACGAGUACUGCAGCGAGCUUCUCCACGUAUUUAGUCGGCGAUAUGUUACUUAUGUGAACUGUCUGGUACCUGCUGCCCGCCCUGUCAAAGUGUGUCAGAAUUGCCAUUCGAGUUAUGGCAGCCUCGUUGACAUAUACAAGAACAUCUCAUCCGACCAGAUGGGUCCUGGCAAUGUGAGCUGCAGCUACAGCCUUCUGCACAGUGAUCGGCUGAUGCUGGUUUACCUGCUGUACAGCAACCUGGAAAAUAUCUGGUUAAAAUCAGACUGUGACCACUGUGUAACUAAUGAGUACCAGAGCUUGACCAAUGGGACGCUGCACUUUCUGGCCAUUCUCAAUCAAACUCUCUCUUGCUUUGAGAAGUAUAAACAGGGAAACCAUACAGAGCUGUGCAAAAACUGCAAGAGCACAUAUCGGGGCCUGAAUGAUCUGUACAGCCAAAUGGAGAAGGAUAACAUUCUUUGUAUUGACUUAGAAGAUUCAAUGAAUCUGACCCGCAGUCUCUGGAGUAGGACCUUCAAUUGUUCCUUGGCUCGUGAGGAGACGGUUCCUGUCAUCGCUGUGUCCAGCUUCAUGCUUUUUCUGCCCAUCAUCUUCUACUUGAGCAGCUUCCUUCACUCUGAACAAAAGAAACGCAAGCUCAUACACCCCAAGCGAGCGAAGUCAUACGCCACUCUGAUGAACAUUCAAGACAAACAGAGCUGAAGAGGACAAAGAUCACAGAAAUGAGGAACAGAGCAAGUUUGCCGUCUUGUUCCUGAGGUUUCACUGACAUCCAUGAAUGUAGAGGACUCGACAGCAGCCUGCCCUGAUUUUUUUUCUUUCUUUUUUUACAAACCAGUAUUCAGAGGGCUACAACGAUCAAAAUAUUUUCAACUGAUGGCAAAAUAUAUAAUUUAUAAUGCGCUGUAACAACCGUUAGUCAAACUAAAUAUUUGCUUUCACGUCCUUCAACUGUUGGUUCGAAUAUGAGCUUGCUAAUCUGUUUUUGGGACACAUAAAAAAAUUAUGCAAAAAUAGGUUUUUCUUUAGGUUUUAGGAAAAUGUAACAAAGUUUAUGCUUCAUAAAUCUCUAUAAUGCUAGAUUUGCAGGAACUUUAGAAACUUCUAAUCAGAUGGUUGUUAAUGUUUCUGCACAGUAUCCUCUAAAUCCUCUCCUGGCUUUUCCUUUCUUUUUAACUGGUUAAGAGGCUUCAGGUUGUUCAGCAUCCUGCUGUCACUGGACAAAGUGAGUGGUUUGAAUGCAGUGUGUGUGUGUGUGUGCGUGCACAUUUUUGCCUGUAUGUACUCUAUUUAUGGGUAGAGAAAUGGAUUUUCUGUCUCUAAUGUAUGUCCAGAAGAGAGCUCCAAAAAGGAAGCACUUGAUGUCCAUUAGUGGUGACAUGUAUCUGCUGUAAGAAGGGGCGGCGGGGGAGUGCACAUUGGUGGGUUGGGAAGUAAAUAAAGACAUAACUCACAAUGUAAGAGCACUCCAAAGUAUCACACAGUGAUGUUACCUGUUUUCUUGUCAGUGUGUUUUUGUGGUUGCAUAAAGCUUUUAAUGUGCUUUGUUGUCAUUUUCCACUGAUGUUUAAUUUGUUAAAGGUCUGAUUAAAAUUUUCUUUAUGUCAUGAGUGCUGAGUUGAUGAAUAUGCUGUUAAGCAAGAUAAACCUUAAUUUUGAAUUCAUGAACCCAAAUAAAUAUUUCUCUUUUGUCUUGA